Lymnaea stagnalis (great pond snail) is the source of this 3003-nucleotide messenger RNA. NCBI's taxonomy places the organism in Eukaryota, Metazoa, Mollusca, Gastropoda, Lymnaeidae. The record is from the annotation of a GenBank genome assembly.
AUGAAUUGCACGUGUGCUGUAUGGCAUGAAUCGAAAUGUUUGCAUAACUUCGUCAAAGUGAGUCUCAAACUUCUUCAAGGUAUAUUAUGGUUUUAUAAUUAUUAUGUGCAGUUUUUCUAUUACUAAAAUAAAAUUGGAUGAUUACAAAUUCUUUUAGAAACCUAAUAAUUCUAAUUUAGCGUUUUCUCAUUUUAAAUCAUUUAAAUAAAUGUGGUAUGUCAUGAUUAUGUUUGCUAAUAUGUUUAUGUAAAGCGCGGUGAGCCUAGCCCUAAACUGAGAAUCCACGCUAUACAAGACCACUAAUAAUAACAAUAAUCUAAAUUAUUUUAUUUUAUUCAUUAGAUAUUAUAAUUAAAUAGGAAAGCCAAAUUCUUUCUUUUCAUUAUGUUUUAAAAAUAGUUUAUUGUUAAGUUUAAUUUAAAAACCCUUGUCGUAUAUAAAGAAUUCAUGCUUGAAAUAGUGUUACUGACCAUUGAAAAGAAAAUAAUUAUUAAUAGUAACAAUUAAACUUUUACAGAUGAAGAAAGCAAUGUAGGUGCCAUUAUUGGUGGAGUUAUUGCAGCAAUUGUUGGCGUCUUGAUAAUCGUGGCUUUGAUGGUGUUUAUUGUUAAAAAACGUUCAAGUAAGUCAUUUGAACAUGUUGAUAUAUUGAAAUACACCAAACCAGAAGAGUUUUGUUUUUCGUAACAACAAUAAUUUUUCUUUCUUUAUUACUUAACUGAAUUUUUUGCUGGUCAUGUGUUUUAUCAAAUAUCAUCCUGAUGAGCUCGUAACAUAACAAUUUAACCACACAUUUUUUAUUUUGGUUAGCUGUCAUAAUCUUCUUCCCAGUGUUGUGUUAUGAGUUACCUUUAGCUGUCCAUUGGAUAUUGUUAGUAUGACUGCUCUCUAUUUUCAUUAUUUUCUGGUGUCCUGGUAUACAUGGUAAGUUUAGCUUAAUUGAUUUGGUUUAGAGAUUUUUUUUAAUAGGUGUUAAUGUGAUAUUGCAAAACUUAAUGAUCAUAUUUCUUAGUAUUUUUUGCAAUCUAGAGAAGAUCGAGCUAUUUAUUGGUUUAGCUUGUUUGCCUAAGUUUUCUAGGUCGGUUUGCAGGGGAAGAAUAUUUUUUUUUUUGAGUGACCUCAUCUAGUUUUAAUUUCUAUUUUAUUCUAUGUUUUUUUUUCUUCUAUUGUUAAUUUGGGAUUUUCCUGUACCCUUAAUCUACCUCGAUAUCUGUUGUCUGCCCUCUCAUAUUUAUCGUAUACAUAUUUGUUUGUAUUUAACAUGCUGCUAUUUAGGAGUGAUCUUAAACCACCCGAGACAUAAAUAAUUAAUAUAACAAUAAAAGUAUGGACUUCUUCACAUUCUUCUUUUAAUAGACUUUACUGCCUUGUCUUGCUGCACAUUUGCCGGACGACAAAGCUUUUUCUAUCCUCGAUCAGCCAAAUCCUAUGUACAACUGGCGUAGUUUACUCGUUACUACCACAUGAAGUACUUACCAGGCUUUAGAUUAUGUUUAGCUGCUUUGUUGAACUUACAUUCACAUUUUUAUUACUUAUUAUUUUAUUUUUUUUAUUUGCCCAUCAACCUGGAACCUAGAUGUUUUGAUUUCUGUUCGUUUUUGGAGAUAUUUGCUUGUAGGGAUAUUAGGAAGUAUUAUUUUAGUGAAGACCGGGGAUACGGUAAUGGUGUUGUUUACGUUCCGUCUCCACUUUUAAAACUAUGCACGGAGCCGUAAUUAUCAAAUUUAACGAAACAUAAGAUAUCGGAAAUGUCAGAGAAAAUGACUGACAUUGAUUAGUGUAACUUUGACUAGACAUAGUUGACUGACACAAAUGUACAAAGAAAUGUGUCUAUUACACAAGUAAACACUUAUGACUUUAAUAAUCAAGCUAAUAGUGAUAUUAAUAAAUCAAAUCUGUUUUUUAAAGAUAUUAAAAAUAUUCCAAUAACUGCUUCAAUAUUGUUUCCAGAUAAACUGAAAAGACAGUUACAAGAAGCAAACAUUAAGUGAGUUGAGCAUGACAAAAAAAAAACAUUCGAUGAUAAUUUUUUCUAGUCUUGCUAAACACACAAAUAUCAACGAAUAUAUAUAAUUUUCAAUAAAUUCAGCAUAUUUUUACCUUCAUGAAGAUGCAAUGAAAAUAUAUUUUAUAUAUUUAAAAUAUCAUUAAAAUAUCUAAAUUUGAUUGAAAAGAAAAUAAUAUUGAAGAAGCAAUGCUGACAUCUUGUAAACACCAACAAUUUAGAUCCUACAAAUUAAUUUUAUGUUUCUAGCAAAAUGCAGAACUACUCAAAUGUUCAAGGUAAGAUAUCAAGACUUCCUAUUGUAUGCUAGUAAAAAUGAUUAAAUAACAUAUUUAGCGUGAAAGAAAAAUGAGUACGUUAAUUGUAAAAAAAAGUUACCUUACGAUGUUGUGAAAAAUUAAGGUACUUUAUAAUUAACUUUUGCGUUGCGUUUGUGAUUCGUGUAAUUUACGCAUAUGAAUUAAGAAGAAAUUUUGUUUUCAUUUUCUUAUUACUCAGUAUCAUUUAUUUAAUAUGUAUUUUAAAACAAAUUCACGGGGUCAUCUGAUCAAUGUUUACUCAGCCAAACCAUAACAACAAAAAAUGAUAUGAAAGCAGAAAUUGUAUUCACCAACCCAAUAUACUUUACUAUAUUUUCUUUCCUAAAAUUAAAAAAAAAAAAAAGUUUUUUCGUGGGUGAAUGUACCCAAUAGGAGCAAUAACAUAUUUAGUAUCAUGCUAAGGUUAUGGCAUGGAGCCUUCUCCAUUUUUGAGUCCACUAUGCACAUUUUUUUUUUUAAAUUGAGUCACAACAUUUUUAUGUCAAAAAGUAAACGUCACCUUACUUGUUUACACAAACGUUUAGGUCAGUUUAUCCGCUUACUCUUUCUUCAAAUCAAGCUAUUUUUUUUAAAAACAUGUUUUCUAAGUGAGCGAAGAAUACAUGAACUCCGAGACGCAUCAAUAUGAAAGACCCAUCUGUACGUCUGACAGAACUACUCACACUGAGGACCAUACAC